This is a messenger RNA of Rhineura floridana, 5265 nucleotides long. It is a transcript of the gene MYOM2, whose product is annotated as myomesin 2. Gene Ontology annotation, molecular function: protein binding. The record is from RefSeq and is a predicted model, not a curated record. The coding region runs from base 111 to 4601 and encodes 1496 amino acids. The transcript has 38 exons. Lineage: Eukaryota; Metazoa; Chordata; Lepidosauria; Squamata; Rhineuridae.
GGCAUUAUUUUUGUUUUCCUCAGCCUAGAGCUUGGUACGCGGGGUAAGGCUGUCCUUCCUCUCCACUUUGCUAUUUUGACAUCUCAUUAGGAGCAGUAGUGAAUUCCAAGAUGUCAUCUAAGAGAAUGCCAUUCUACCAAAAGAGACACAAACACUUUGACCAGUCCUAUCGCAACGUUCAGACUAGAUAUUUGCUCCAGGAAUAUUCAGCAAGAAGGGCUGCGUCUAGACAGGCUGCUUCCUAUCAUAUAUCUUCUAACCUGGGAAGGACAACAUGUAGACUCUGUGCCAGGAGACCUUAUCGUACCUCAUUUGAAGAGGAGGAAGAACCCAGGGAGGCAAGGGCUGCAUCUAGACAGGCUGCUUCCUAUCAUAUAUCUUCCAGCCUGGGAAGGACAAUAUGUAGAAUCUGUGCCAGGAGACUUUAUCAUACUUCAUCUGAAGAGGAGUUGCAAGAAUCCAAGGUGGCCAGGAGUCAUGAGCAAAAGUCUCAGCACUGGAGUGAACUGAGGAGGGCCCGGUUUGUCACUGAUUUGGCUGCUUUGGAAGAUGAGGUGCACGCAGCCAGGCAUCUUGCUAGAGAACAACUGGAUAAAAUCACCAUACAGAGGAUGGUAGAAGAAAAGAUGGCUUUGGAAAGGUAUACAGUUGAAGAGUCUAUUAGCAGAGCCCCUGAAAUUUUGGUACGGCUCCGGUCCCACACUAUUUGGGAAAAGAUGUCUGUCAGGCUUUACUGCACCAUCCAGGGAUUUCCCACUCCUAUUGUACGAUGGUAUAAAAAUGAAGAACUGAUUACUCCUGCAAGUGAGCCUGGAAAGUACACGAUUGAAAGCAAAUAUGGAGUGCAUGUCUUGGAAAUAAACCGAGCUUACUAUGAUGACACCGCUACCUAUACUGCAGUGGCAACUAAUGUGCACGGACAGGCAUCGACCAAUGCUGCUGUUAUUGUAAGGAGAUACCGAGGGGACGAAGAGCCAUACCCAGCUGAAAUUCUGCCUUAUCACUUGCCUCUGCCCCUGGACAUGUGCUAUACCCAUUUUGAUGUUCAGUUUUUGGAGCGGUUUGGUGUCACUUUUGGUGUGGAGGGGGAAACACUUGUCCUCAGAUGUGGUCUCCUGGUCACCCCAGAGCUGAAUCGUCUCCGACCUCGUGCUGAGUGGUACAGAGAUGAUGUACUAAUAAAAGAAUCCAAAUGGACGAAGCCAUUCUUUGGAGAUGGUGAAGCAUCACUGUCCUUCACCCACCUGAACAAGGAUGAUGAAGGCUUAUAUACCUUACGUAUAGUUUCAAAAGGAGGAGUGAGUGAAUACAGUGCAUUUCUGUUUGUGAGAGAUGCUGAUGCACUGGUAAUGGGGGCACCAGGUGCACCAAUGGAUGCAAAAUGCUAUGAUGCUAACAGAGAUUAUGUUAUUGUUACUUGGAAACCACCAAAUACAACCCAUGAAGCUCCAGUUAUUGGCUAUUUUGUGGACAGAUGUGAAGUGGGUACCCAAAACUGGGUUCAGUGCAAUGAUGCUCCUGUCAAAAUCUGCAAAUAUCCAGUGACUGGAUUGUUUGAAGGACGUUCCUAUGUAUUCCGUGUGAGGGCAGUCAACCAGGCUGGCAUCAGCAGGCCAUCUAGAAUCUCUGAUGCAGUGGCAGCUCUUGACCCUGUUGACUUGGAGAGGUUACAGUCUAUUCAUCUGGAUGGAGGCAAAGAAAUUGUAAUCUAUCAAGAUCACCUUGAAGGCGAUGUUAAGAUUCCAGGACCUCCUACCAAUGUACACGCUUCAGAAACCAGCAAAACAUAUGUUGUACUCAGCUGGGAUCCACCUGUUCCCCAUGGCAAAGAGCCAUUAUCAUAUUUCAUUGAGAAGUCUGUUGUUGGCAGUGGAACCUGGCAGAGGGUCAAUGCUCAAGUGGCUGUGAGAUCUCCCCGCUAUGCAGUGUUUGAUCUUGCUGAAGGGAAAUCAUAUGUAUUCCGAGUUUUGUCAGCAAACAAGCAUGGGAUGAGUGAUCCUUCUGAAAUAACACCUCCUAUUCAAGCACAGGAGGCCGUAGGUAUUCCAUCUGCUCCGGGACGUAUAGUGGCAACAAGAAACACAAGGACCUCUGUUAUUGUCCAAUGGGACAAGCCAAAACAUGAAGAAGGCCUGCUUGGCUACUAUAUUGACUACUCUGUGGCAGGGUCAAAUCACUGGGAACCCUGUAACCAUAAGCCUAUCAAGAAUAACAGAUUUGCUAUGCAUGGCUUAACGACAGGAGAGAAAUACAUCUUCCGUGCGAAAGCUGCAAAUGCAGUGGGACUGAGUGAAAAUUCUCAGGAGUCUGAACCUGUAUCAGUACAGGCAGCCCUCACUUGUCCAUCCUAUCCUUAUGGUCUCACACUUCUCAACUGUGAUGGCCACUCAAUGACCAUUGGCUGGAAACUUCCAAGAUACAGUGGUGGAUCAAAUAUUCUGGGCUACUACAUAGACAAACGAGAGGUCAACCACCACAACUGGCAUGAAGUUAACUCUUCUGCUGUUAAAGAAAGAAUUUAUACGGUAGAGGAUCUGACAGAAAAUGCCUACUAUGAAUUCAAAAUUGCAGCUGCAAAUAUAGCUGGCAUAGGUCAGUCAUCUGAACCCAGCGAGCAUUUCAAAUGUGAGGCUUGGACGAUGCCACAACCUGGUCCUCCCCAUGAUCUUACGUUUUGUGAGGUUAGGAAUACGUCCCUUGUGAUUUUCUGGAAAGCACCUAUUUACAUGGGCAGCAGCCCUGUUACAGGAUAUUAUGUGGACUACAAGGAGGAAGAAGGGGAAGAAUGGAUCACGUUCAGUGAGAAGCCAACAUCACACCGUUAUCUAAAGGUUACUGGAUUACAUGAGGGCAAAUGCUACUUAUUUCGAGUUCGUCCAGUGAAUGAUGCUGGUAUAGGCAAGUCGUCAGAUGUUUCUGAAGCUGUGCUGGUCCAGGCUAAACCAGACACCAAGGAAAUCGCUGCAGGUGUGGAUGAAGGAGGCAAUAUUUACCUUGCCUUUGACUGCAAAGAAAUUUCAGAUGCUUCCCAUUUUACUUGGAGUAAAUUCUAUGAAGAGAUAAACGAUCCUGAUAAGUUUAAAGUUGAAACAGAUGGAGAAAAUUCUAGACUCUAUUUUAAGAAACCCGAUACUGAUGAUUUGGGAACCUACGCUGUUGCUGUUAGCGAUACCGAUGGUGUUUCUUCCAGUUUUACCAUGGAUAAAGAAGAGCUUCAACGUCUGAUGACACUAAGCCAGGAAAUCCGGAAUCCAACAAUCCCUCUGAAGUCUGAAUUAGCCUAUGAGCUUUUGGACAGAGGACAAGUUCAUUUCUGGCUUCAGGCUGAGAGCCUUUCACCUAAUGCCAGCUACAGAUUUGUAAUCAAUGACACCGAAGUUGUCAACAGUGAUACACAUAAGAUUAAAUGUGACUAUUCAACUGGUAUCAUUGAGAUGACUAUGGACCGCUUUACUAUUGAAAAUGAAGGCACCUACACCGUCCAGCUUCAAGAUGGAAAAGCCAAGAGCCAAUCUUCAUUAGUUCUUAUUGGUGAUGCAUUUAAGAAUGUAUUGGCUGAGGCUGAGGUGCAGAGAAAGGAUUUCCUGAGAAAACAAGGUCCUCAUUUUCUGGAGUAUUUGCAUUGGAACGUUACAGAAAACUGUGAAGUGCAGCUGCUCUGUAAGGUGGCAAAUACCAAGAAGGAGACCUUUUUCAAGUGGUACAAAGAUGGAGCUGGACUUGAUGUUAAAGAGGCACCUGAUCUGCAGACAGGAGUGUGCUGUCUGACUAUUCCAAAGCUGUCUAAAAAGAACCAGGGCGAAUAUAAGACUACACUGUCAGAUGACAGAGGUCAAGAUGUCUCAUCUCUUGAUGUAUCAGGGAAAGUAUAUGACGAUAUGAUCCUGGGAUUGAGUAAAGUCAGUGGUAAAUCCGCUUCUAACCUGAAGGUCCAUUGUACUCCGGAAGGCAUAAGACUACAAUGUUUCCUGAAGUACUACACAGAGGACAUGAAAGCAAAUUGGUAUCACAAGGAAUCUAAGAUUUCUUCUGGUGAAAAGAUGAGGAUUGGAGGCAGUGAUGAAGUUGCCUGGAUACAGAUAUGUGAGCCCACGGAAAAGGAUAAAGGGAAAUACACCUUUGAGCUGUUUGAUGGUAAAGAGUCUCAUAAGCGGACUCUUGAUCUAUCUGGACAAGAGUUUGAUGAUGCUUAUGCAGAAUGCCAGCGACUCAAGGCAACUGCUGUUGCUGAGAAGAAUCGUGGUAAAGUGAUUGGUGGAUUGCCUGAUGUCGUGACGAUAAUGGAAGGCAAGACCCUGAAUCUGACCUGCAUUGUGUUUGGUAAUCCUGACCCUGAGGUGGUCUGGUUUAAGAAUGACAAGGAGUUUGAAAUGAAUGAACACUAUGUAGUUGCACUGGAGCAAGGAAAGAAAGCCAGUUUGGUAAUCAAGGGGGUGACUUCAGAAGACUCAGGAAAGUACAGCAUCCAUGUCAAGAACAAGUAUGGUGGUGAGAUAGUAGAUGUUACUGUAAGUGUAUACAAACAUGGUGAACAGAUGCCUGAUGUCAAACCUGGUACAAUGGGUAAAGCAAGGCCAAUACCUCCAGAAGCAGUUCACUAAUCUGCUAACCAAGAUAAGGAUGGGAAAAGUGGCAAGUAGAAGAUUUGAAAGGAGUGUGUUUGAAAAAAGGGGGGGCUAGAGAGAGGCUGUAGGGUUUAUUUCCUAUAGAGUUUCUGCAAUAGAUAACAGGCAAUAUCUAAGGAACAGUUACGCUUUUUGAAGUGUGCAUCACAUUCUCAGUUGUCUAACUGUACCAUCCGCAUUGGCAAUUGCAUUAUUAUGAAUAGAAAUGUUAUGUGGCUUGCCAACAAAAAAAGGCCAUUGCAGUGGCAGCUGUUAUUAACUUAUAUGCAAAUCAUUAUGAUAUCUGUGGGAUGUAACUCUGCUUAUGGCAACAGACACUGCAGACUUCUAUUAGUGUUAUAUAAUUUGGGAACUGAAUCUCACUUCUUAAUCUGGACUGUGACCCAUGGUGCUUUUGUAAAACCCCACAGAAGCCAAAUGAGCUGCAGAGAUGUAAACACAUUCAGGAUUGCAGCCUCAAAUGAAGCAGAAGAGUUGAAAAAUGACCUUCUGAGUUAUCCUUAGCAGCAUUGCUGUUUUGUAGUGCAAGCUGAUCUGUUAGUAGUAUUUUAUAAUCAUUGUGGAUUUGUGUAAACCAUAAGUUUCACAGUUGUUUGUUUGUUUUCCCCCUGCUUUGUGCUAAUAAAAACUUUAAAAGUCA